This is a messenger RNA of Beta vulgaris subsp. vulgaris (sugar beet), 2434 nucleotides long. RefSeq lists its product as uncharacterized. Bases 523 to 1572 code for a protein of 349 amino acids. Lineage: Eukaryota; Viridiplantae; Streptophyta; Magnoliopsida; Caryophyllales; Amaranthaceae. The record is from RefSeq and is a predicted model, not a curated record. The transcript is spliced from 2 exons.
AGCUAACAAAUCAACGCCAAAGUAUUAUACAUAUCUAAUCUCUCAAAUUCAAUCCUUUCCAAUUUUUAAAACACAUAAUCAUAAAUAAUCCACCAUAUUCCAAAACUAGUAAACCCCAAUUAAAAUUACCAAUUCUUCUUCUUCUUCUCUACUUAACAAUCUAAUCUUAACAAUUCUCUCCCGAAAUUCAAGCUUUUCUCUCUUCAACAUCCCCAACAAAAAAAAAAACUUUUUUUUUUCUUUCUCUCCAAUUUUUUUUCCUCCCCAUUUUUUUUCUCUCUCUAAAAAAACACCCAAAUUUCCACAAAAAAAAUCAAUCUUUUUUUUCUUCUUCUUGUCAAAACUCUACAAAAUCUGUAAAAUCCCCUGUUUUUGAUUACCCCCCUGUUUUUCUUGGGAAGAAAACAGGGGUAAGGUGGGGUUUUUAACCCACCUUCUCUUUCUCUCUCCUCCCAACCAAAAAUAAAAAUCCACCCUUCAUGAGAAACAAAAAAUUGAUCAUAAAAAAAUCCCAAUCUUUCAAUGAAAUCUACCACAACCACUACAUUUGAUGUUUCCGCCGUCGUCGCCGCCGUCUCUUCUCCUUCAUUAUUCUCUCCCUCUCCUACGCCGGCGUUUUUUCCGGCGAGAAAAUUAAGUCAUUUGACAUUUCCAAGUGUUCCUGUAAUAGAUACUUCCUUUGAUUUAAUCACCAUUGCUUUAAUCCUCUGUUUUUUCUUUCUCUCUCUUCUUUCUCUCUCUUUUAUUCUACACCUUAGGAUUAAAUCCCGCCAUUUUUUAAAGCUUCAAAACUUCUCUCUUCACUGGACCCCACGUUUUCUGUUGGUAGUUAUGCUUUUUCUUUGGUCUAUUAACGAACUUUUUCGUUUACCUAUUUUUAGAAAGAGUUUUAUUUUUCCAUUUUUACCCUCACUUUCUCUUUCUCACCAAACCCAAUUUUGUAAAUUCCAUCUUAUUUUAUCAUUCGGGUUAUAUGAACCCGGAUUCUUGGUGGUUCUUUUGUUUUUGGUUAAUAUUUCUACCAAAAAACGGAGCCCCGGUAACUUGUGGGCUAUCGGGUUUGUUGCAAUUACGUGUUUACCCUUGGUGGUGGCGCUAUAUUUAGCUGUUUAUGUUUUACCCGGACGGUUAUAUUUACCGCCUGUUUUUUACCGUAGCUCGGUGUUGUUAAAGGAUGAAAAUUACGGGUCUCAUAUUGUGUAUUGCACAUACCCUUUAUUGGCUAUUGUGAUUUUUGGUGCUUUUGGUGUGGUGUACAUACUUGUGUUUUUGGCAAAUUGUUGGAAAAUCGUUGCGAUUGUUAUCAACAAGCGCCUUAAAUCGCGUGUUAAUGUGCUUGUUGGGACGGUUGUGGUGUGCCUCGGGGCUCAAAUAUUGAUGUUGACAAUAACUGCGUUUUGGGUCCCAGAUGAUGUUUUGUAUUACGUUUUUGUCCUUGUGAAUUUUGCGAGUUUUCUAACAUGUGGAGCUGUAGCUGAGGGUAUUUUGGUGAUUAUGCCGACUACCGACUCGCUUAAAGAAGCGAGUGAUAUAAGAGAAGAAGGGAUCGAUGAUUUAGACGAAUGUGUUUGAAAGGGUAAAUUGGAUAUUUUAAUUGGUUAUAAUUGAGGGCAUUUUCGUCUAUUUGUGAACAAGAUGGAAACGGCCACGCGCGCAGCACGGAGAUAAUUAUAGAUUUGAAAGUGAGAGUAAUGGUGAAACAUGCAUAAAGUUUGAGGAUUGAUGAUUAUGAGAAAUAAUGUUGUGUGAUGUUUUGAUGAUCCUACAUUAUAAUGAUCUUCUCUUCAUCCUUUGAAAUCACUUGGUUACUUAUCUUGAUGUGAGGAAAGAAGUCUAAAUCUUACAAUUGGAUACAUUAUCAAGCAUGGCUCAAUGAUGAUGAUCACCAAGUAUGGUGCUUCAAAAUACAAGGUUCUCCUGGUUCGGUACUUGGACUCUAGGAAGAUAGCUGACAAUACAAUCUAACAUACUUUGGAUGUCAUUCGUGAGGCAGCCUCGACGCUACAUUGGUGCCAUCUAAUGAAAGUCAACAGGAAUCAAGUCCAACAGGCUCAUACUAUAGCUAAUAGUUGUCGUAUGCAUAGAUUACAUUUAGAUUAAUUGUUCAGUACGUUGCUUUGAUGUAAAAAAAAAAUAAAAAAUACAAGGUUCAUGAAAUGAACAUCUAAUUAUUGAAUUACGGUGGAAAAUGAUAUAUCCAUGGCCGCAAAGAAAACAUUAUUUGUUUAAAACUUAUUAAUUGAGAUUUAUCAAUAAUCUUAGUUCUUACCCAUUGGAAAUGUUCAAUCCCAUUAGCCCAAGAGAUACCACAGACUACAGCAUGACAUGCGCUCUAAUACACAGAUAUAUUGAAUGUUUCAAUGUCCUAUACAUGAUGAGCUAUAUUUUGUAAUUGUAAGACUAUCAUACUUCUUACAGGAACUUGUCACCACUA